AUGGAGGUGCCCCGGAGGCCGCGGCUUCGGCUGAGCCGCCGGAGGCUGCCCUCCGGGAGCGGGCCCCCCAGGCCCCGCGCCCGGCCCCCCCCGGACGGCGAGCGCGCGCGGCUGUGGGCCGAGCUGCUGCGCGCGGUGAGCGCGGACGGGGCUGCGGAGGAGCUGCCGCCGCUGCCCGCCUUCCCCGCCGAGGAGCCCGGGCCGGACCCCGCGCGCGCCGUGCCCCCCGAGGAGUUCGCCGUGGGACCCGAGACCUUCUCCUGGACGCCCUUCCCGCCGGCCCCGCGGGGCGCAGGGGGCCCGGGCUGCGCCUACCGGGUGCUCCGCGCGGCCGGCGGGCGCCUGGGGCCCCCCGCCCCGUCCCCGCUAGGAUGCCCCCCGCCGGAGCCCCGCGAGGUGCCCGCGGUCCCCCCGGUCCCCCCGGUCCCGGAGCGGCCGGCGGGGGGUGGGACACAGGCCCUGCAGAGCUGCCCCCUGUGCCAGGCCGACUUCGCACCCGGGCUGGCCCAGCUGGACAUCGACAGCCACCUUGCCCAGUGCCUGGCGGACAGCACCGAGGACGUGGUGUGGUGA
Molecule: messenger RNA, 573 nt
Organism: Pipistrellus nathusii (Nathusius's pipistrelle)
Lineage: Eukaryota; Metazoa; Chordata; Mammalia; Chiroptera; Vespertilionidae
Source: the annotation of a GenBank genome assembly